UUAUCGUUCAUCUACGUGUCUACUACAGUCAAAGUGAUUGUGCCUCAAAGUAGGUCCAAACCAACUUAGUAAAUAAUUUCUAUACGUUUUUCAACUGUAUUUUCCUCUUUCAGGACCUCCUUGUCUGAGUUUUGACGUAGUGCGAGAUGAUCUGGGAGAUAACCGAGACUCGUAUCCGUUAACAACGUAUCUUGUGUCAGGUACACAAGCAGAAUCAGCCAACAAAAAUAGUGUCAUUGUCAUGAAGUUUUCAAAUAUGCAUCAAACGCAGAAACUCAAGUUGAACAGUGAUGAUGAAGAUAGUGAUGACAGUGAGGAGGAAACUGAAGAAGAAAUAGCAAAGAGACCAGUGAUGGACUUCCUUCAGUUGAGACACCAUGGAUGUGUGAAUAGGAUAAGAAGUAAAGUUCAUAACAGUACAGUAAUGUGUGCGGUGUGGUCAGAAAUGGGAAAAGUUUCAAUAUUGGAUCUGAAGCCGCAUCUGCAAACUGUGGACAGUCCAGCUUUGCCUAACUCAUGCAAGAAUAUGAUCAAUAAGAGGGAAGAAGUGAAGCCGCUGUUCGUUUUCACCGGUCAUCAGACCGAAGGGUUCGCCAUUGAUUGGUCAUCAGCUGCUUCAGGGGUGCUAGCCACCGGUGACUGCCGACGCAACAUCCAUGUUUGGAAGCCGAACGAAGGCAGCUGGACGGUGGAUCAGAGACCCCUGGUCGGCCACUCCAAAUCAGUCGAGGAUUUGCAAUGGUCGCCCAAUGAAUCAAAUGUGCUGGCUUCAUGCUCUGUCGAUAAAAGUAUCAGAAUCUGGGAUGUUCGAGAAAGUCCAACUCAAGCGUGUAAAUUGACUGUUGAAGAUGCCCACGAAAGCGAUGUCAAUGUUAUUAGUUGGAACAAGAAAGAACCGUUCAUUGUUUCCGGUGGAGAUGAUGGUCUACUACAUGUCUGGGAUUUGAGAAUGUUCCAGAAAGGAAAAUCGGUAGCGAAACUGAAGCACCACCAGGCUGCGGUUUCGACGGUGGAGUGGCAUCCGAGCGACUCGUCGGUGUUCGCGUCGGGAGGGGAGGACCACCAGAUCGCCAUCUGGGACCUCGAGGCAGAGCGCGAUGCCGCCAACGACCAACAAGGCGACGACGAAGAAGUCCUGGAUGUACCACCUCAGUUGCUUUUCAUCCAUCAAGGUCAAAAGGACAUAAAGGAGCUGCACUGGCACCCGCAGCUCACAGGCGUUCUCUUGAGUACGGCUGCUUCUGGAAUCAACAUCUUCAGAACCAUUAGUGUAUAAAGUUGCAAUUUUAUUAAAGGUUUUUAUCAAAA
Messenger RNA from Nilaparvata lugens (brown planthopper), 1308 nucleotides. Its product is annotated as glutamate-rich WD repeat-containing protein 1. Gene Ontology annotation, molecular function: protein binding. The record is from RefSeq and is a predicted model, not a curated record. Lineage: Eukaryota; Metazoa; Arthropoda; Insecta; Hemiptera; Delphacidae. The coding region runs from base 242 to 1276 and encodes 344 amino acids. The transcript has 7 exons.